UAAGGCUUUCAUUCCUGUUCGACGUCCACUUCGCAUGAACUGAGUCAAAGAACACGACCAAGAAUAAGGCCUUCAUUAUCCUUCAUUCUGCUUCUUUUUUCCCCUUCAUUUCUUGAUUUAGGUGGGCUUCAUGCAUAAGGUUCAUUCUAUGAGGAAACUGUGUCCGAAUCUGGACAAGGAAGAUGGGCUGGAGACGGUGUUGGAGGUGCCAAUACCGGAGGAGAUGUUCAACAAAAUGGGAAGCAACGCUGCCUUGCGGUGGAGGACUAUGCGAAAUCUGAUGAAAGCUCAACGCGCCAUUGACAUAUCCGGGCACCAUCCAGCAGCGACGUCGGGGAAUGAUCAAUUUUUGUUGUUGCUGAAACUUGUUGGAUCAGCUUUUAUACCUUAUCAGGUCCAAACAGACCAUGCUGUUACCUUGCCUGUAAAGGAUGGUUCUAUUGAAGCUUCGACGGCGAAAUACAUUGUGCAACAAUAUCUAGCAGCAACAGGGGGGCUACCUUUAAUCAAUGCUGUAAACAGCAUGUAUGCUGUGGGGCAAGUAAAGAUGGUUGUAGCAUCAGACGUGGACCAAAAUUCUCUUGAAAAUGUAAAACGAAGCUGCGAAAAUGUAAAACGAAGCUCCGAAGCUGGUGGCUUUGUACUAUGGCAGAAGAACCCUGAUCUGUGGUACUUAGAACUGGUUGUCUCUGGCUGCAAAAUAAGUGCCGGAAGUGAUGGAAAAAUAGGAUGGAGCCAAUCAUCCUCCAAUUCAAGUGCUUCCAAAGGGCCUCCAAGACCUCUCCGAAGGUUCUUCCAGGGUUUGGAUCCAAGAUCAACGGCCAACUUAUUCUUAAACGCAGUUUGCAUAGGAGAAAAAACCAUAAAGAAUGAAGAUUGUUUCAUACUGAAGCUUGAAACAAGUUCAGACAUUCUCAAAGCACAAAGCACAACCAACACCGAAAUAGUCCACCACACAAUGUGGGGAUACUUCAGCCAAAGAACAGGGCUCCUCGUACAAUUUGAGGACACAAAAUUGGUACGAAUGAAGGCAGCUAAGGACGGUGAAAGCGUGUUUUACGAGACAAGCAUGGAAUCCGUGCUCGACGAGUAUAGAUAUGUAGAAGGUAUCAACAUAGCACAUAGUGGAAAAUCAUCUGCUACAUUGUAUAGAUAUGGAAAGACAUUGAACAGAAAGUGGAAGUUGGAAGAAACAUGGAAAAUUGAAGAGGUUGAUUUUAACAUUUGUGGCUUGUCUGUGGAGUACUUUUUGCCUCCAGCUGAUGUCACGAAGGAACGAGAAAAUGAAGAACAAACAAUUUGAUAUGUAUUAGAGUUAAUUUAUGUUUUUUAAUCUCUUCGUUCAGAAAUUUUUGGUGAAUUUUGUUUGUAUAUAAAGGCGAACAGUAGAUUUUCUGCUUUGUUUGUUUAAUUUUUGAAGUUAUAUUUGCGUGCAAUAAUUGAAAUUUGGUU
This is a messenger RNA of Olea europaea var. sylvestris, 1452 nucleotides long. RefSeq lists its product as uncharacterized. The coding region runs from base 131 to 1303 and encodes 390 amino acids. The transcript is spliced from 3 exons. NCBI's taxonomy places the organism in Eukaryota, Viridiplantae, Streptophyta, Magnoliopsida, Lamiales, Oleaceae. The record is from RefSeq and is a predicted model, not a curated record.